This is a messenger RNA of Phycomyces blakesleeanus NRRL 1555(-), 156 nucleotides long. RefSeq lists its product as hypothetical. The record is from RefSeq and is a predicted model, not a curated record. Gene Ontology annotation, molecular function: structural constituent of ribosome. The annotation marks the transcript as partial. Gene Ontology annotation, biological process: translation. NCBI's taxonomy places the organism in Eukaryota, Fungi, Mucoromycota, Mucoromycetes, Mucorales, Phycomycetaceae. Gene Ontology annotation, cellular component: cytosolic large ribosomal subunit; ribosome. The transcript is spliced from 2 exons.
CAGCCUUCCAACAAGUCAUUCAGAACAAAGGUCAAGCUCGGUAAGGCCCAGAAGCAGAACCGCCCUCUCCCUCACUGGUUCCGUCUCAAGACUGACACCAAGAUUCGCUGGAACGCCAAGCGUCGCAACUGGCGCCACACCAAGUUGGGUCUUUAA